UUUGCAGUGCAGGUAUCGUUCUAGCAGCCAAUCAUUCGAAAAAAAACUCCAAAAGACGUUUGCAAGAUGGCUUGUAGCUCUUCGUGGUCAAAUUCAAUGGAUAAACUUCGGUGUUCCUAUCACCCGGAAGCGAAUUUAAUUGACGAUUACCAUACCGGCGAUAUGAUUUGUUCCGAAUGUGGACUUGUGGUGGGUGAUCGGAUUAUCGAUCCUUCGAACGAAUGGCGCAGGUUUAGCGAUGAAAAGAGUAAAACGGAUAUGUGCCGUGUUGGUAGUAUGGAUCCGUUCAUGCAAGAUAUGGAUCUGUCUACGAUUAAGCAAAGCCUACCAGGUACGCAUCGUGGUGCUAGUGCACCGACAAACAAUGAUUUGAUUACUAGCUUUCCUUGUCACUUUCUAGGUCAGACUUCAUACGACCGUACGACUCCAUUCUUCAAAAUGGACACCAACACGCGCAAAUUAAUGUUCGGUUUCGCCGAGAUAUCUACAAUGGCGGAUCGAAUCAAUGCACCGACAUCGAUUCUUAACCAUGCGAAAAACAUUUUCAAGCGAGUGCAGGAAUCCAACAAGCUGAAAAACCGCUCGGUAGACGCCAAAGCAACGGCCUGCUUGUACAUUGCCUGCCGUCAGGAAGGUGUACCACGUACCUUCAAGGAAUUGUGUGCGGUAAGCUCGGUGAGCAAAAAAGAAAUUGGCCGUUGCUUUAAACUCAUCGUCAACGAUCUUGCCAGCUCGCUCGAUCACAUCACAUCGGAAGAUUUUAUGUCACGCUUCUGCUCGAACCUCCGUCUUCCACUAGCGGUACAAAAAUCGGCAACUGAAAUUGCACAAACCGCUUUUCAACUGGACCUCGUCUCCGGUUUGUCGCCGAUUUCUGUUGCAGCUGCUGCCAUCUAUAUGGCAUCGCAGGUAUCGGAAACCGUGAUAAGUGGCAAAGAGAUUGCAGAAAUUGCUGGUGUAGCUGAUAUUACUAUACGGAAGGCCUACAGGCUGAUGUUACCGUUCGCCGAAGAACUGUUUCCGAAGAAUUCAAUCUUCUAUAGGAACAUUAGUUUGCUGCCCACAUUGUAAGAGAUUAGCGCCAGUGUUCGAUUUAAUAUUACUUCCUUCAACUCGAUUUCCUU
Molecule: messenger RNA, 1124 nt
Organism: Anopheles funestus (African malaria mosquito)
Lineage: Eukaryota; Metazoa; Arthropoda; Insecta; Diptera; Culicidae
Product: transcription initiation factor IIB-like
Exons: 3
Coding region: 67-1071 (334 amino acids)
Biological process (GO): transcription preinitiation complex assembly; transcription initiation at RNA polymerase II promoter
Cellular component (GO): nucleus; transcription preinitiation complex
Molecular function (GO): RNA polymerase II general transcription initiation factor activity; TBP-class protein binding
Source: RefSeq, a predicted model, not a curated record